Helianthus annuus (common sunflower) is the source of this 3105-nucleotide messenger RNA. RefSeq names its product receptor-like kinase TMK4. Gene Ontology annotation, biological process: protein phosphorylation. The transcript has 2 exons. Bases 79 to 2868 code for a protein of 929 amino acids. The record is from RefSeq and is a predicted model, not a curated record. Gene Ontology annotation, molecular function: protein binding; ATP binding; protein kinase activity. Lineage: Eukaryota; Viridiplantae; Streptophyta; Magnoliopsida; Asterales; Asteraceae.
ACAACGCGGUAUUUCUAAUUCUAUACAGCUUCCCCUUUUCCCCACCGGCACUUCAUCCGCCACCCAUUGACCCCCACAAUGUUACUCCACGACGGUCGUCACCGUCACCUCCACCCCCACCUCUUAAUCACCACCACCCUCCUCCUCUUCCUCACCACUCAAACCACCGGCGACGACGCCGCCGUCAUGUCAAAACUCUCCACCACCCUCUCCUCCACCCCAUCCACCUGGACAACCACCUCCUCCUUCUGCAACUGGGACGGCAUCCAAUGCGACAACUCCAACCGCGUCACCUCCAUAAACCUCCCCGACAAAUCCCUCACCGGAACCCUACCUUCAGACCUCAACCAACUCACCCAACUCAAAACCCUAUCCCUACCCCGCAACCACAUCGCCGGCCCCCUCCCCACCCUCGCCAAUCUCACUCUACUCGAACAAGUUAUUCUCGAAUCCAACAAUUUCACUUCAAUCCCACCCGAUUUCUUCUCCGGCCUCACCAAUCUUCAAACCGUAAGAAUUUCCGAUAACCCAGAUCUAUCCCCAUGGGUUGUUCCGGAUACCCUAGGGGAAAACAGUAAUUUACAAACAUUUGAAGCUAGCAAUGCUAACAUUAUUGGGUCCAUUCCAGAUAUAUUUGAUAAGUUCACUAAUUUGCAGAAUUUAAGGUUGUCUUAUAAUAAUCUUACUGGGGCGUUGCCGCCGAGUUUCGGUGGUUCGCAGAUACAGAAUUUGUGGCUGAAUAAUCAGGUGCAAGGGCUUUCUGGUAAUCUUGAUGUGAUUUCUUUGAUGACUCAGAUUAGUCAGGCAUGGUUGCAGGCGAAUUCGUUUACUGGAGCGAUUCCGGAUCUUACGAAUUGUACGAUUUUGUUUGAUUUGCAACUUAGGGAUAAUCAGUUGACGGGUUUGGUUCCUGAGAGUUUGAUGGGUUUGCCGAAGUUAGCGAAUGUUACUUUGCAAAACAAUAGGUUACAAGGUCCAUUGCCUGUGUUUAAGAGUGGUGUGAUUACGGAGUUGGGUAAUGAAAAUACGAAUAGUUUUUGUUUGCCUACAGCUGGACCUUGUGACCCGCAAGUGACGGCGCUUCUUGCGGUCGCUGGAGCGAUUGGGUAUCCGAUAUCACUGGCGCAGUCUUGGAAAGGUAAUGAUGCCUGCAAUGGAUGGCUUUUCAUUAGUUGUGAUUCUUCAGAGAAGAAUGUGACGAGUGUGAGCUUUGGAAAGCAGAAGUUUUCUGGGACGAUUUCGCCUGCGUUUGCGAAUUUGACUUCGUUGAGGAGUUUAUCGUUGAAUGAUAAUGAUCUCUCUGGGUCAAUCCCGGAGACCUUGACUUCUUUACCCGACCUUCAGCUUCUUGAUGUGUCGAAUAAUGAUCUUUCUGGUCCGAUACCUGUUUUUCCACCACGGGUCAAGUUUACGCAUACGGGUAAUGCGUUAUUGGGUCAAACUGUGCCUAGUGGGCCACCUGGGUCAAGGCCGGGCCCUAGUAACAAGGGCGGGAGUUCAAAAGGGACGGAGAAAGGAGGUUCGGGUUCAACUGGAAUGGUUGUUGGGAUUGUUAUCGGUGUUCUCGUUUUUGUUGUGAUUAUAUUGUUUGUGUGUUACAAGUGUUAUACGAAGAAGAAAAAUCAAAAGCCCGUGAAAGUUCAAGAUCCUGAAAACGGUAAACAAAUAGUUAAAGCUAGUGUAAUGGGCGGUAGUUCGAAUGCUCAUAAUGGUGUUAGUGAGUUACAGAGUCAAAGCAGCGGUGAUCAUACAGAAAUGUCGGUUUUUGAAGGAGGUAACGUUACAAUUUCCAUUCAACUUCUUCGAGAAGUCACCAACAGCUUCAGUGAAGAUAAUGUUUUAGGAAGAGGUGGAUUUGGGGUCGUCUACAAAGGGGAGUUACAUGACGGGACUAAAAUAGCCGUCAAACGAAUGGAGUCGGGUGUAAUGGGUACAAAAGGGUUGAAAGAAUUUCAAGCCGAAAUUGCAGUACUAACCAAAGUUAGACACAGACAUCUUGUGGCUCUUCUUGGAUAUUGUAUCAAUGGUAACGAGAGACUUUUGGUAUACGAGUACAUGCCACAAGGAACUUUAAGUCAACACUUGUUUGACCGGAGGGAAUAUAAAACCGGCCCGCUUAGCUGGAAACAACGGGUGUCUAUAGCUUUGGAUGUUGGGAGGGGGGUCGAGUAUUUGCACAGUUUGGCACAGCAAAGUUUUAUUCAUAGAGAUUUAAAACCGUCUAAUAUUCUUCUUGGUGAUGAUAUGCGGGCUAAAGUUGCAGACUUCGGUUUGGUGAGAAACGCCCCGGAUGGGAAGUAUUCUGUUGAGACUCGAUUGGCUGGAACUUUUGGUUAUCUUGCACCCGAAUAUGCUGCUACCGGAAGAGUGACUACAAAAGUGGAUGUUUAUGCAUUUGGGGUGGUACUAAUGGAACUAAUAACAGGCAGAAAAGCGCUAGAUGAGACUAUGCCAGAAGACAGAAGUCAUUUGGUGACAUGGUUUAGAAGGGUUCUGAUCUCAAAAGAAAACAUAAUCAAAGCUAUAGACCAAACUCUCGACACUGAAGACGAAGAAACCCUAGAAAGCAUUUGCAAAGUUGCUGAGCUGGCGGGCCAUUGUACUGCACGCGAGCCAUAUCAAAGACCCGACAUGGGUCAUGCUGUAAACGUGUUGGGCCCUCUAGUACAACAAUGGAAACCUUCACAAUCCGAAGAAGAAGAUAGUUACGGCAUUGACCUUCAUAUGAGCCUUCCUCAAAUUCUUCAAAGGUGGCAGGCAGAUGAAGGUACUUCAAGAAUGUUUGAUGAUUCGUUCGGUCAAACUCAGUCAAGCAUCGUCUCUAAACCCCCUGGACUAGCAGACACAUUCACGUCAACGGGCCGGUAGCUAAAAGAUUGUUAAGUUUUGAUCAGAAUAUGUAAAUUUACUCAUUUCACUUUUUGAUUUGUUCAUUCUUUUACAUUAGAGGAUAUAUUCUUUAAAGCAAUGUUUUUCUCUUUGUUUAUUGGCUGGAUUCUUUAAAUCUUUUUUAUUGCAAAAGAUAGCUAAAUGUUGAAAAGAUAGUUAAAUGUGGAUUCCUUAAAUCUUUUUGAUUACAAAAGAUAUAUAAAUGUUGGAAAGAUA